AUGGCACGUGUAGAUAAGUAUAAUAAAGACGAAAACUGUUCAAGUUUACUGUCAGCCAAUAAAUUCAUUGUUCAAUGUAUGGUAGACUGCACUGAACAUUCAGACGUUACCAAAGAAAUACCAAGUGUAAUGAUCAAGACGAUUGUUGAAAAUCUUAAAAAGUCCAAUUCCUUGAAGAACUUUCAUCAAACUAGCGCAGCUCGCACAUAUGCAGUCAUUCAAAUCGAUGAAGUUUUCGAAGGAAAGAGUGGUGGUAGAGAUUCAUGGAAGUUAGUUUUUCGAGCCGAUGCCGACAUACCUGGUCCAGACAGCACGCAAGGACCGCAUUUGGGUUAUGAGGUGAAAUUCAACGGAAAAAGAAUCGGUAUCGGCCAUGGGUGGGUUCCUGGUGGCUUAUUGGCAAUCGGCAGACCGCCGAGGGCAGUUGUAGAUGCGAUGGACAACUACAUGAAUGGUAGUAAUACAAAAGAAGACUUUCCAAAUCAGGGUAAAAUGAUCUGGACGUCGACCUUUAAGAGAUCAAAAAGCUAA
Molecule: messenger RNA, 531 nt
Organism: Rotaria socialis
Lineage: Eukaryota; Metazoa; Rotifera; Eurotatoria; Philodinida; Philodinidae
Source: the annotation of a GenBank genome assembly